CCUUUAUGCAGUUAACGCGACCUGACCCCUGGGCGCGAUGUAACUGAGCAGCAGCUGAAGUGUUGGUCUAUUGCAUUAGCGCCAAUCAAAAAAUUAAAGCUCAGUGGAGGAAAGUUGAUUAAGUUCUUGAUGUACGAAAUUGGAAAGGUGCCGUCUCUUCUUCCAUCACCAUACCAAUGACAUUCAUAGGUGGCAAUCAUGGCCAUAGAUGAAUCAAUGCCAACCGAAAAGAGCUUGAUUGCUUGGAAGGAGGGUCAAGCAGAUUGCUCAUUAGCUCAAUUCCUCGAACAAAACGCUCCAUCAAAAACACGCAGAAGACCAGGAGGAGAUGGCUGGAUUUGGGUAAGAAGUGUCAGAGCUGAUCUUGGUGAUCCAAAUAAGAAGCCCACAAAUGAAUCACUUCAUGAAGCCAAAAAGAUUUUGGACGAAGUGGUUCGACGAUUGGAGGAUAUCGACAAGAAUGACUCUAUCCCAAAAAUAAAAAGCAAAACGUCUGGACCAUCGAAGAAGAUGUUGAAGGACUCUUCCGUGCAAAGAUGUGAAGAAGCUUUGCGCGAGAUUGGCCUGAAAAAGUGGGCAAGUGGAAAGUGGAUGUUCUUUGAAGGUGCAGAAUAUGUCAAUCUAGUCUUUGGACGCUUGGCACAAUCGAUCAUUGAUGGACCUCUAUCGAAACUAAAGAAUGCACGUUGUCAUACGAUCAAAGUUGCAACAGCCGACAGCUUGCGAGUUGACAAGAGUAGACCAGGAAAAGACUCGCAGCAACUGAUCUGCCUCUACUUUGAUAAUAUUUGGAGCAAGGAAGACGCAACGGAAGUACUGAAAUGCAUCGUCAAAGAACAUGGUCAAAUUCCAAAUUCAGCAAAAGCAGAUCUGUAUACGAUGAUCAAUCUGGACAGCAAUCAUCCUUCAAAGAUUCGAUCGACUCUUUAUCGACCUGCUGAAUUAUUCACAUGGGAACAAAUACGCGAAUGGCAAACUGCAUUCUUUGAAGAAUUGAAAAAGAAUAAGCCCAAGGAUAUCAACAACAAAAGUCCAGCUCGGUCAAGUAAGACUGAAGCUGAGCCAACCGGUAGCGCAAAUAAGAAGAGAAAGUAUGGAUUGGAAGAUGGCGACCGCGAGCCAGUUAAUCCAGAACAAUUUUGGCCAUCACCAAAGUCGGAUCAGAAGGACGCAUCGACGCAUCAAAGGACUAGUAGCAGGGUUGCAACUGAAAAUCGUCCAAACAGCUCAAAAGCGCAACCGUUGCCAGUUGAUGAUGACAGUGAAACAGAAUCCGAAAGUGAGCCUGAAGGUUUCAAGAUUGCACGUCAGAAACGGGCAGAGGAAAUGGCAUCGCGUACAACUCCAGAAAGUAAGAAGGAUGUCAAUCACGCUGGAAAGCUAACGAUGUCCGGAGCAGAAAAGCCGCCAUCACAUACCAGUCCAGGCAGGGAGAAGAAUGAUACCAAUGCUGGUACGCAAUCUAGCACACCGAUCCGUGCUAGUGAAACCGAACUACGUCGAAAAGAUUACAGCCCUAAAGUAUCUCCCAUACGAGCACCAGAAGCACAACAUUCCAACCCACCUAAGCCGAAACCAAAGGAGACACCUAUUGUGGUGUUGAAAGUGAACAGAAAACGCGACCGUUUUGGUCGUGAUGAUUUCUAGCAUUUGUAUAUUAUUCAUGACGGGAUUGGGCUUUUAUAUUCAUGACGGAAUCGGCUCUUUGUGUUCACGACGGAAUCGGCUUUCAUACUCAUGACAGAAUUGGUUUUUAAUGGUUCAAUUAAUAUUGAUAUAAAUUAAAUACUUGAGUGAGCAUAUGUUUUUACCAAAUUGCACAACGUUCUUCUUCGCUUCUUGCCAUUCGGUCUUUUCCGGCUUUGCAACCCCAAACUUCCGCAAAGUCUGGAUUGUUGGAUAGUGUUCCGAUCACACGGAAUUUGGUGGCAGAAUGUUCAUCGGUAC
Molecule: messenger RNA, 1947 nt
Organism: Meira miltonrushii
Lineage: Eukaryota; Fungi; Basidiomycota; Exobasidiomycetes; Exobasidiales; Brachybasidiaceae
Exons: 1
Coding region: 199-1647 (482 amino acids)
Source: RefSeq, a predicted model, not a curated record